Molecule: messenger RNA, 2468 nt
Organism: Austrofundulus limnaeus
Lineage: Eukaryota; Metazoa; Chordata; Actinopteri; Cyprinodontiformes; Rivulidae
Gene: cfap52
Product: cilia and flagella associated protein 52
Exons: 14
Coding region: 33-1886 (617 amino acids)
Molecular function (GO): protein binding
Source: RefSeq, a predicted model, not a curated record
UUGUAAACCUUUUUAGGACAAAGUCUUAUGUAAUGGCGAAUGAAACCGAAGGUAUCCCGCGGCUGAAGUUGGAGGCUGCAAUUGGUUUCAACGGAUACAUUCCUUUUGGCCUGUGGGUUCAUCCAGACCAGGAGCACCUGAUCUAUCCUCUGGGGUCCACAGUGAUUCUGAAGAAGAUUGCAGAUGGCAAACAGGAGUUCCUGCUCGGACACACGAACAACGUUUCCUGCAUUUCUGUGUCUAAAAGUGGAACAUUCAUCGCCUCAGGCCAAGUCAACUUUAUGGGCUUUAUGGCACCAGUGAUUAUCUGGAACUACGAGCAAAGAACAAUCUAUGCCCAGCUGGAUCUGCACAAAGCUAAGGUGGAAGCAAUUGCAUUCUCUCCCAGUGACAAGUACCUGGUGUCGUUAGGAGGUCAGGAUGACGGCAGUGUGGUCGUGUGGAAUAUCGAGACGAAGCAGCCCGUCUCUAGGAGCCCAGCUUCAGCCUCCGGUCACUGCCUCACAGUGCAAUACUCCAACACCAACGACAACAUAUUUGUUUCAGCUGGGAGCGGAAAUGUGCAAGUCUGGGAAUUGGACGUCAUGAACAGAAAGACCAGUCCUACAGUGUGUUACACCGGGAAAUUAAGGAGGAUUGUGAAAUGUGUUCAGAUUUCUGAAGAUGAUGAGUUCAUCUUCUGUGGCACUACCACUGGAGACAUCCUGAAAAUCUGCCUAAAGACAGCAAAGCUGAACCACUGUGGUCCAGAUAAAACAAAGUUCAGCGGUGACAUCAAUGUUCUCAGAAUGCUCAAAUCUGGAGACCUGCUUGUGGGCACUGGAUCUGGCACCUUAGCUCUGUGCUCCAGUUCUAACUUCAAAACCCUCCAGAAACUUCAGCUGGAAAAGGAGGUGACCUCCAUCACAGGAAGAGAGGACGGCCAGCUGUUCUUUAUUGGCACGGAGGCCGCUCAGAUGCACCGCUUCAAUUUAAAGGAUUUCCAAACUGAACUCAUCUCCACCAGCCACCGCUCCGCUGUCAAGGACAUCUCCAUCCCCACCAAAACAUGUGAACUGUUUGCAACAUGUUCUGAGGAGGACAUCAGACUGUGGGACGUACAAAAGCAAAAAGAGGUGCUGCGUAUCACUGUGCCCAACAUGACCUGCAAUGCCCUGCACAUCAUGACUGAUGGACACAGCUUCAUCAGCGGGUGGAAUGAUGGUAACAUUCGCAUGUUCACACCGAAAACUGGCCAGCUGAUGCUCACGAUUGAAAACGCUCACAAAAUGGGUGUGACCGCCAUCGCUGGCACCAGCGACAGCAGGAGGAUUGUGAGUGGAGGAGGAGAGGGACAGGUGCACGUUUGGCAGCUGCUGCCUCACGGCCAUCGUCUGCUGCAGAUCAUGAAGGUGCACAAAGCCACCGUCUCGUGCAUCAAAAUCAAGAGUGACGACAAGCAGUGUGUGACAGCCAGCAGUGACGGGACCUGCGUCAUCUGGGACUUAGUGCAAUUUGUGAGCCUUAGGAUGAUAGUCGCCAACACACAUUUCCAGACCGUGUGCUAUCAUCCAGAGGAAUACCAGAUAAUCACCAGCGGCACAGACAGAAAGGUUGCUUACUGGGAAGUGUACGAAGGCGGUGCUAUCAGAGAACUGGAGGGCUCCCAGUCUGGAUGCGUCAAUGCCAUGCACAUCACACAGGACGGCAGGCACUUUGUGACAGGUGGAGAUGACAAACUGGUGAAGGUGUGGGACUACAUGGGAGGUGAGGUGACCCAUGUAGGCAUCGCUCACGGCAGCAGCAUCACCAGCAUGAAGAUCUGCGCCCACAACCGCAUCCUGGUCAGCGCCAGCGCAGACGGAGGCAUCAUGCGCUGGGCGUUCCCUCACCCACCCUCCGUUUAAACAAAUCUGUUCAAUAUUUUAGCUUUUCUUCUCUCAUAUACUCUUUUAGGAAAAUGUUGCUAUGUGAAUUCAAACUGUUUUUUUCAGAAUAAAUUGACACUGUGAGGAGAUACAUUUAAAUAAGCAGCAGUUGCUGCAUUAAGUUAAACAGUAUUACUGAUUGUAAACUUCUUUGAGUACAUUUUAAUGGAGAUGCUUGCCUGACAUCUACCCACUGGUCUACUCGUAAAACCCAGCUGACCCAUUCAAAUGUUUAUAACAGUUGGCAAAUCUCAAAAUGGAUGGUUGUACUCUGUUUAUUUUAAUAAAACGUUAAAAAAGUUUAAUUGUAUAAAAUUAUUUCUUUAGCUUUUGAGUGUCUCCAGGAUCGGAACAAGUUUGGAGACAUAAGGACUCAAACUGCCAGUCUGAGUAAGCAAAAGUUUGUUGACUUUCAGCUGAGCUUCAUAAACAAUUUGGCAGAAAUUGACAAGUGGAGAGAUGAGCAUCUUGGCACUUCUCUAUCAAAUCUUUAAGGUGAUGUAGUGGAAYAUAAAAAUCCUUGUAAGCUUAGACUUUGCUAAAAUUAAUGUGCAGGUUUCA